This is a messenger RNA of Pectinophora gossypiella (pink bollworm), 3276 nucleotides long. Its product is annotated as ATP-binding cassette sub-family B member 10, mitochondrial. The transcript is spliced from 10 exons. Gene Ontology annotation, cellular component: membrane. Gene Ontology annotation, molecular function: ABC-type oligopeptide transporter activity; ATP hydrolysis activity; ATP binding. The record is from RefSeq and is a predicted model, not a curated record. Lineage: Eukaryota; Metazoa; Arthropoda; Insecta; Lepidoptera; Gelechiidae. Gene Ontology annotation, biological process: transmembrane transport. Bases 90 to 2243 code for a protein of 717 amino acids.
UUAAGAUUUUUGACAGACAUAAUAGUAAAAUCAGAUGACAGUGUUAAUAUUUUCAUUUUUUGUGUAAAAAGUUAUAAAUUUUACAAACAAUGUUGCAAAAAUUACUUCAGGUCAGAUUUGACGCAAAAAUAUCUAGCAGGCAUUCAAAAUUAUUCUUUAGCAUUCCAAUUCAAAGUCAGUCAUGUCAAUGUGUAAGGUUAUAUUCGAAUCAAAGAGUGCUAUCUUCGUUGUACAAUUACGAAAGAGCUGUGUACUCGAGGAAUGGGAUAUCCUGUAUGAAAGCCAGAUAUUACAGUAGUCAAGUAGAUACGCAGAAAAGUGACGUAGAUAUUGAAGCUAUUAAGGAUAAGGCGGCUCUGGAUGCGACUAAGAAAAUUAAUGUCAAAUUAAAGAGUUCAGAGUUGAAAAGGUUGUUUAGUUUAGCUGCUCCUGAGAAAUGGAAACUUACUGGUGCUAUUGGCUUCCUUCUGGUUUCCUCUGGGGUGACUAUGGCAGUGCCAUUCUCUCUGGGGAAAGUGCUAGACAUAAUCUAUAGUAGCACUGCUGAUCUGGGUGCUGCACGAGAAAAACUUGACUCUCUCUGCUUGAUGCUGUGUGGAGUAUUCCUCAUUGGAGGCCUAUGCAACUUUGGGCGGGUUUACUUAAUGUCUAUAUCAGGUCAAAGGAUGACGCAAGCGUUACGUCGACAGGUAUACCGCGCAAUAAUGCGCCAGGAGCCUGCGUGGUUCGGGAAGAACUCUACGGGUGAACUAGUGAAUAGAUUAUCAGCUGAUACACAACUAGUUGGGCGAAAUCUGAGUCAGAACGUCAGCGACGGUCUACGAUCGCUGGUCAUGGUUGGGGCUGGAACGGGAAUGAUGUUCUACAUGUCUCCUUCACUGGCGUUGAUCGGACUGUGCGUCGUACCCCCGGUAUCAGUUCUAGCUGUGUUAUAUGGACGAUUUGUACGCGGCAUAACAAGGCAAUUGCAAGACAGCUUGGCUGAAAGUAGUGAGUUAGCAGAAGAGAGGAUUUCAAACAUAAAGACUGUGAAAGCAUUUAGCAAGGAGGAGCUUGAGUGCAGAAUAUAUGCUAAUAGAAUCGAGAACCUUUUGAAAUUGGCAUACAAAGAGUCUUUAGCCGUCGGCAGUUUCUAUGGUAUGACUGGCCUCGCGGGGAACACAAUAAUGAUUCUAGUCUUGUACUAUGGCGGCGGUAUGGUGGCUACUGAACAGCUGACCGUUGGGAAUCUUACGUCGUUCCUGUUGUACGCCGCGUACGUCGGCAUAAGCAUCGGCGGGCUCAGUAGUUUCUACACUGAGCUUAAUAAGGGAAUAGGUGCUGCCACGCGGCUGUGGGAGAUUAUUGAUAGAACACCCACUAUUCCUGUGGCCGGCGGUCUUAGACCAAAAAACAGGCCAAAUGGUGAAAUUGUACUAGAAGACGUCCACUAUACGUACCAAGGUGCUCCACUGAUCAAAGGAUUGAACCUACACCUGCUUCCUGGAAGGUCUCUCGCCCUAGUAGGGCGGUCAGGCUGUGGCAAGAGUACCGUAGCAGCUCUUAUACUGAGACUAUACAAUCCUGUCAAAGGCAGAAUAUUAUUGGAUAAUGUAGACAUCAGAGAUUUAGACCCCGUGUGGCUGAGGAGCCACAUUGGUUAUGUUAGUCAGGAACCGGUGCUUUUCAGCGGAAGUAUCAAGGAAAAUAUUUUAUAUGGUGCUUUAGAGGAUAAAGAUUAUAUGGAUAGUGAUGAGGUAAAGUCAGAUAAGGGCGAAGCAGACUGGCUGGCGGCGGCUCGGACGGCACAUCUCCACGAGAUUGUGCGAGACGGCAGUGGCUGGGAGCGGCAGGUGGGCGCCAGAGGAGAGCAGCUCAGCGGCGGACAGAAGCAACGUGUAGCCAUCGCACGUGCUAUUGUCAAGAACCCGAAAAUCCUCAUAUUAGAUGAAGCUACCUCAGCAUUAGACUCUUACUCCGAAUUCCUAGUCGAUAAGGCAUUGAAAGAGAUCAGCAGGGACCGAACGGUCCUUACUAUAGCCCACAGGUUGAGUACAAUACAAGCCGCGGAUGAAGUAGCAGUGUUAGAAAAUGGAGUGAUAGUCGAACAGGGACCAUAUGCGGACCUCAUGAUGAGAGACGGAUUCUUCAAAGAACUCAUCACGCAUCAAUCGUUCAACGCUAAAGCGAGAGCGCAAACGGAAGCAGAGGAAAGUACGACAGAGAUAAACAUAUUUACACCAGAGCCGAACGCAAAAGUGUAAUUCUAAGUAACGAGUACGCAACAAAAAUUUCAUAGUGCAUAUAUUUUAUGAACACUACAGAUAAAUGUAUGUGAAUGUCUCAGGGUACGCGACGAUUGUGAUGUGAGUUUUGUUGUGUGGUUUAUCUGGAAUUAUAACUCCAUGAUACCGCGAAAAUUUAACGAUUCGGAACGUUUUUCGAAGGCCAUUUUCGCGGCGUGUUGUGGGUCGGAUUUAUUUUUAUUUUCUGUGCACAAAUUGUUGAAUUUUGAAUGAUAUAAACACUGCCAUUGUGGGAACGAUGAUAAUUUGUUUGUUGUUGUUAAUGACAGAUAGAGUUUUUUAAUUUAUUUCCGGGUAGAUCUAAUUAUUAUGCUAGUAAUUGUUAUAGAGUGGUCUAAAAAUAAUUAUGUUUUGUUUACUGUUUUAAAGUAAAAUUAUUAAUUCGUUUAUUCGAUAAGGAAGCGUGGCGUUGGUUUAUUUAGUUUGUUCUUGGUUUUUUUUUUCUAUGACGACCUGCAACAUUUGAUAAAUAAUUUAACGAUUAAGUUCAGGGAGCGCUUAAUAGUUGUAAUUUUGGUAUGGUAUACCACCAGAUGAAAUAAACAAAGCUGCUUUCUGGAAAGACUAAAAAAAAUAAUAAGUAGGCACUGACUACUGAGUAAAAACUAGUUAGUAAUAACUUUAUGCAGGUAGUUGUAUAGUUCUAAAAGAGAUAAUUUCUGAGGACUAAAAUAAUAAGAACCAAGCCUAAAAUUGUUAUCUUAUACAACGCACGCGUUCGAGGUAUCGUAAAACCAAAAACGCAAUUAUUUAUCGACUACGCUAUUUACGUGUCUCUAAAUAUUUUUGUGAUAGUUAGGUAUUAUAAUUUUAUAGUUUUUACGUAGAUAAAAAUUCCUUAACACACUACCUACAUCAUCGAUGUCGAUAUAUUUGUAUAUAAAGAGGUUAAUUAUUUAUUUUGGUAAACGAAAGUUUACAACAGUUGUACAUGACGGGUAAUAUAUUUUUGACUUUAUGAAAUAAAUAAAAUGGUUGUUGUUAUUUUAAA